AUGUCUGUUGAUUUUAACACUGUUGCUUCCGAGUUCUGUAACUUUUACUACCAACAAUUCGAUUCGGAUAGAACCCAAUUGGGUAACUUAUACAGAGAGCAAUCCAUGUUAACAUUUGAAACUUCCCAAUUACAAGGUGCUAAAGACAUUGUUGAAAAGUUAGUUUCUUUACCUUUCCAAAAAGUUGCACACAGAAUUUCUACAUUAGAUGCUCAACCAGGUUCACCAAAUGGUGACAUUUUAGUUAUGGUUACUGGAGAAUUAAUAAUUGACGAUGAACAAAACGCUCAACGUUAUUCUCAGGUUUUCCACCUCAUCCCUGAUGGCAACUCGUAUUAUGUCUUUAAUGAUAUCUUCAGAUUAAACUACUCUUAA
Molecule: messenger RNA, 375 nt
Organism: Debaryomyces hansenii CBS767
Lineage: Eukaryota; Fungi; Ascomycota; Pichiomycetes; Serinales; Debaryomycetaceae
Gene: NTF2
Product: Ran GTPase-binding protein
Exons: 2
Coding region: 1-375 (124 amino acids)
Biological process (GO): protein import into nucleus
Cellular component (GO): nuclear pore central transport channel
Source: RefSeq, a predicted model, not a curated record